Messenger RNA from Malus domestica (apple), 840 nucleotides. RefSeq lists its product as uncharacterized. Gene Ontology annotation, molecular function: zinc ion binding; nucleic acid binding. The record is from RefSeq and is a predicted model, not a curated record. Lineage: Eukaryota; Viridiplantae; Streptophyta; Magnoliopsida; Rosales; Rosaceae.
AUGUCCAAAGAAAUCUCAAGUAGUGUCAUCCACUGUAAAGAUGCAAGGCAGAUGUGGCUUGAUUUGCAAGAAAGGUUUUCCCAUGUGAACAUUGUUCAAUUGUUUCACAUAGAAAAUGAGAUCCAUGGCUGUGUACAAGGCAACAUGACGGUGAGUUCGUACUUCACUAAAUUAAAAGGGCUUUGGGACGAACGUGAUGUACUGUGUUCUAUCCCUGCAUGUAGUUGCGACACGAAAAAGGAGAUUAUUUCUUAUGUUGAAACCCAGAAAACCAUGAAGUUUCUCAUGGGUUUAAACGAUUCAUAUUCCACCGUUCGAAGUAAUACUCUCCUCCUUGAGCCUUUACCAACAGUGAACAAGGCCUAUUCCUUUGUUCUUCGUCAUGAGAGGCAGGCAGAAGUCUCAACUGGAAAGCAUUUUUCUCAACCUGAAGCGGCAGUCUUUGCCGUGAAAAAUGGUGGCCGAGAAAAUGAACAAGAAGACGGAAAUCUUCGUUGUGGGAAAUGUAACAAGACGAACCAUAUUACCAAGCACUGCCGAGCACACCUCAAGUGCACUUUUUGUGGAUGGAAAGGUCAUUCAUUCGAAUAUUGUCGCAAGCGCAAAGCAGCUGCUGAACCUGAACAAAAUCGCCCAUCUUCUGCUAAGGGUAAUCAUGUUGCAGUGCAUGACAAGAAGGACGGGAUGCCCAAUUUUCCCUUCUCUCAGGAGGAUUGCAAACAGAUACUUGCGAUGUUAAACAAGAACAAGUCAUCCUUUGCGAAUCACGUUGGUAAUUCAUCAAACAAUGAAGAACUCUCAGGACCUACGCUCGGGGAAGAUGAUUGGGAUGGGAUUUGA